AAUUGUACGAACGAAGUGACGAAUUAGUUUUUUUUCACGAAUUUUAUUUUUCUGCUUCGUGAAAGUUACAAUUUUCAAUUUCUGCUGUGUUCAAAUUAAAAUUGUGAAAUAUCCCCAAAAAUAUUGCAACACGAUGGCAGAAGGAGGUGAUAAAAAUAAAAUUGUUGUGACUGUUAAAACACCAAAGGACAAGCAGAACAUCGAAGUCGAUGAAGAUGCCGAAAUCAAAGAUUUCAAAAUCUUGGUUGGGCAAAAGUUUGAAGCUGAUCCCGAUCAAUUAGUUUUGAUUUUCGCUGGAAAAAUUAUGAAAGACACCGACACCCUCAAGACGCACAACAUCAAAGAUGGCUUAAGUGUGCAUUUGGUGGUGAAGACCCCGACAAGGCAGCAAGCCGCUGAGCCUCGUCCCCAGGCAGAUGUUCGCCAGACACCAUUCGGCUUGAAUCAACUAGGCGGUCUGGCAGGGAUGAACGCCUUGGGUGCUGGCUCUAACACCUUCAUGGACUUGCAGGCUCGCAUGCAAAGUGAGCUGUUGAACAACUCAGACUUGUUGAGCACCCUACUGGACAACCCUAUGGUCCAACAAAUGAUGAACAACCCGGAAACUAUGCGAACACUUCUAUCAUCGAAUCCACAGAUGCAGGACUUGAUGCAAAGGAACCCGGAAAUCUCACAUAUGUUGAACAAUCCGGAGUUGUUGCGCCAGACUAUGGAAUUGGCUCGCAAUCCGUCGAUGUUGCAAGAGCUGAUGAGGUCCCACGACCGGGCUAUGUCUAACCUGGAAAGCGUCCCUGGAGGCUAUAACGCUUUGCAGAGAAUCUAUCGUGACAUCCAGGAGCCCAUGUUAAAUGCAGCUAGUGAAUCGUUUACUAGGAACCCCUUCUCGGGACUUGUAGAGAACUCCUUAGGUGAAAAUCCUCAACAAGGUACAGAAAAUCGAGAACCCUUACCUAAUCCCUGGGGAGGUGCAAACAACCAAAGCGGUGGACAAACAGGCGGAGGGGCAAAUACUACUGGACUACCAACAGCAGGACUCCUCAAUACCCCGGCUAUGCAAAGUUUAAUGCAACAAAUGAGCGAUAGCCCUCAAAUGAUGCAGAGUCUGCUUAAUGCCCCAUACACUCGUAACAUGAUGGAAGCUAUGUCUGCUGAUCCUGAUAUGGCAGCACGCAUUAUUAACACAAGCCCAAUGCUUGCUAAUAAUCCGCAAUUGCAGGAACAAAUGCGAACUAUGAUGCCACAAUUCCUACAGCAAAUGCAGAACCCUGAUGUUUUAUCAAUGAUGACUAAUCCUCAAGCGCUAAAUGCAAUUCUUCAAAUUCAACAAGGAAUGGAACAACUGCGUGCCGCAGCACCAGGUGUCGUUGGUUCGAUGGGUAUUCCGCCACCACCACCAGGUUCAAAUACUCCAAAUACUACAACAACCAAUUCGCCGACAACACAACAAACCGGCACCGGCGGAACUAAUACCACAGCUCCUCCAGCUGCCGAUCCCCAAUUGUUUAAUGAAUUUAUGUCGAGAAUGAUGAAUGGCAUGUCGAGCGGUGCUAAUACAAAUCAACCGCCAGAGGAAAGAUACUCUUCACAACUAGAACAGCUAACUGCUAUGGGAUUUGUCAACAGAGAAGCUAAUUUACAAGCACUCAUCGCAACGUUCGGUGAUAUAAAUGCAGCUGUUGAACGACUUCUUGCGUUAAAUCAAUUAUCCUUAAGUUAACGUCAUUAAUUGUAAGCUCUUUGAAGUUUAUAUAACUUUACAUUUUAAUUUGACUUAACAAUAUGUUGCAUUGGUCAUAUUUUUUACAAAUAUAUUAAAGUAUUUUUUGUUGCAUCUACUUCUACUUUCUACAUACUUAUAAAAUACAACAAAUACAAACAAAAAUAAAUAAAUUACCGCUAUACGAAUGGUUAUAUAAAAAUCAUAUACCUACAUACAUUUAUUUUUGCUUUAAAAUUUCAGGCUGGCGAUUGCAACAAUCAAAAUUAAGAGCAAAACAAAAAUUUAAUUCGUUGCACAAGUAACAAACGAUGAAAUACAUUUUUAUCAAAGGGUUUAAUUUUAUGAGCUUAUUUUGGUUAUAAUUAUUAUUAAUAAUAUAAUAUUUUACGGUAUAAUGAAUAAUGAGAUAAAAGCAGAAAUAUAUAGAAAUAUUAUCUGUGCUAAAACUAAAAGUAAUUGCAAUGUGUUAUUUUGUAAUUUGCAGUAUGUUUCAAAAAUUUAGUGUGGAUUAAAAAAAAAAGAAAAAUUUAAAUAAAAUGGAGUUAUUUCUCUUUCAAAACAAAUAACCACUACCUUUAUUAUUUUUGCUUUGAUCUUCAUUUUCAAAUGAAACAAUUAUGGUAAAUCUUUUUCUCUGUGUAAUAUAUAUAUAAAACUAAUAUUAUAUGUCAUUCCAGGAACAAAAAAAUUGUAAAAACAAAACAAACGAUUUUAUUGUUAACACGCAUCAGCGAAAUUGAUUAUGAAAUAUAUUUCGUUUAUUUUCAAAUAAAAUAAAGACAUAUAUAAAAUUAAAAUAUAA
Eupeodes corollae is the source of this 2522-nucleotide messenger RNA. RefSeq names its product ubiquilin-1 (gene Ubqn). Gene Ontology annotation, molecular function: polyubiquitin modification-dependent protein binding. The record is from RefSeq and is a predicted model, not a curated record. The transcript has 4 exons. The coding region runs from base 134 to 1717 and encodes 527 amino acids. Gene Ontology annotation, cellular component: cytosol. Gene Ontology annotation, biological process: ubiquitin-dependent protein catabolic process. NCBI's taxonomy places the organism in Eukaryota, Metazoa, Arthropoda, Insecta, Diptera, Syrphidae.